ACACUAGGCAGAAAUUACAAUUGAGUUGAAAAAUUUUCGCAGCACUCAUCGUAAUACUUACAGGCGAAGCAAAAAUAAAUCAAAUUUGAAAGUAGGUGUAAAUUUGAUAAAGUUUUCAAAGAAUAUAAAUAUAUAAAGAAGUUCUGUUUGGAAGUUAUAGAAAAGAUAGAUAAAAAUGGGGAGAAAAAAUAAAAAUAAAAAGUCUGAAGCUGGUGGACCGCCCGACCAACAACCUGGCACAUCUCAACCACAGCAAUCUGAACCUAAACAAAAAAAGCCCGAACAACAACCUGGCACAUCGCAAUCAAAGCAAUCUGAACCUCAACAAAAACGUCCCCAGCAGCAACAACAGCAGCAAAGGCAACAACAGCAGCAGUCCCGACCACAGCAACAACAAGGACCACAGCAGCAGUCCCGACCACAGCAACAACAAGGACCACAGCAGCAGCAAAGCCGACCACAGCAACAACAAGGUCCGCAGCAGCAAAGCCGACCACAGCAACAACAAGGACCACAGCAACAUGAACGUUCACAAUACCAACAGCAGCAAACCGGGCCACAAUACCAACAGGGUCCACAGCAGCAAACCGGGCCACAAUACCAACAGGGUCCACAGCAGCAAAGCCGACCACAAUACCAACAAGGCCCACAGCAGCAGCAAACCCGACCAUGGCAACAACAAGGACCACAGCAACAUGAACGUUCACAAUACCAACAGCAGCAAACCGGGCCACAAUACCAACAGGGUCCACAGCAGCAAAGCCGACCACAAUACCAACAAGGCCCACAGCAGCAGCAAACCCGACCAUGGCAACAACAAGGACCACAGCAGCAGCAAACCCGACCACAGCAACAACAAGGUCCACAGCAGCAGCAGACUCGACCACAACACCAAAAGGGUCCACAGCAGCAACAAACCCGACCACAACACCAAAAAGGUCCACAGCAGCAACAAACCCGACCACAACACCAACAAGAUUCGGAGCAGCAGCAGAGCCCACAGCAAACUCCAACACGUCAAUCAAGCGUUUCACAUUCGUCAUCUUCUGCAUCGCUUUCGUCCACUCUUUCUCAAAACAGCAUAUCACCUGGUACUCUAGGUAUCAAGGGGGAAGCUGAAGCCAACUAUUUAACGAUGGACUUAAGUAAAAUGCCCAAUAAGGCUUACCAUUAUGAUGUCACUAUUACUCCAGAUCGUCCUAAAAAAUUUUUCCGAAAUGCCUUUACACAGUUCAUGAAUACUUAUUUGCCAGGUCAUUUCGCUGGAUUCGAUGGAGUAAAGAGUUGUUACAUGUUAGAAAAUUUACCAAAACCAGUUUAUGAAGGCGAUGUAACGAUUACGGAUUCCGCUGCACGACAAAUUCAGUUUAAAAUUGCGAUUAAACCCACAGACAACAUUGAAAUUGAUUUGGGUUCGCUACGAACUUACCGUAAUGAGCGGAUUUACGACAAGCCAAUGCGUGCUCUACAAUGUCUUGAGGUUAUUUUAGCAAAUGGUUGUCAACAAAAGAGCAUACGCGUCGGUCGUUCCUUCUUCACACGACCUAAUCACACAUUAGAUCUGGAUGGAGGUUAUGAGUUAUAUACUGGACUUUACCAGGCAGCCAUUUUAGGCGAUGUGCCUUAUUUAAAUGUUGAUAUUUCAAAUAAGUCAUUUCCAAUGGCCUUAAAUUUAAUUGAUCUGUUGAAUGUGUUGCGCAUUGAUGUAGGCCGCACUUUAGAUCAACGGGGUUUACAAAAUCUUAGUGGUCACCUAAGAGCUCUAAAAGUAAUUUACAGUCCCCCACCUUCUUUUGGUGCUGCACCACGUUCUUAUAAAGUAAACGAAGUUAGCAGAGAAUCGGCAAGUUCUUUGUCUUUUAAAAUUGACACUGGAGAGAAAUUAACGGUUCAGAGUUACUUCGCUAGUCGCGGCUACAAGCUAAGAUAUCCUCAUUUAAAUUGUGUUGUAGCAGGAUCUUCAGUAAGACCAAAUUAUCUACCGAUCGAGCUAUGCAGUAUUGAACCUGGGCAAGCAAUUAGGAAAAAAGAUGGCAAGGUCCAAGUUCAAAAGAUGAUUAAGUUCGCUGCCACAUCGACUGAUGAACGAAAAAGGAAAAUAAUGGAAAAGCUCCAAUAUUUUUUGCAUAACAACGAUGUACUGUUACAAAAGUUUGGAAUUAGUAUCGCUAAUCAAUUCGUAAAGGUACCAACACGAUUAUUAAAACCACCGUCAAUUGAGUAUCGGUUAGGAAAACUCGUGGAUCCGCGUAAUGGUUCCUGGCGUAAUUUAGAAUAUUUGCAAACUGGCGUAACAUCGAAGAAAACUGGACAUAAGUGGGCGGUCAUUUAUACUUCUUCCAGAUUUUUGAGGCAUGGCACUUUGUUAGACUUUUCAAACAUGUUUUUUAAUGGCGCCAAACGAAUGGGCAUAAAUUUGGAUUCCGAAAGGGAGAUACAAGAAACCAGAGACAUUGUUAAAACAUUGGAGGAAUAUAAAAGAAAAGAUUACGACUUGGUUAUAGUAGUGAUUCCCAAUUAUGGUACAUCGUAUGCUGAUAUCAAACAAAAAGCCGAAUUAGUUUGCGGGCUACUCACUCAAUGUAUCAAAGAACAAACUUUAAAUCGACGAGUGGACGAACAAUUAAUUGGCAAUUUGCUAUUAAAAGUAAAUUCAAAACUGAACGGAUCCAAUCAUAAAAUUUCAGCUAAAUCCCAUAUUUUACUCGAUCACCCCAUGUUUAUGGGGGCGGAUGUCACACAUCCAUCACCCGAUCAACGGAACAUACCGAGUGUUGUUGGCGUAGCUGCUUCCCAUGAUUUAAAUGGAGCUUCAUAUAACAUGCAGUAUCGCUUGCAAGAGUCAGCAAAAGAAGAAAUAGAUGAUAUGCAAAGCAUAAGUCGUCACCAUCUAAAAGUAUAUUUCGAAAAGCAUAAUUGUUAUCCGAAUAACAUUAUUUAUUAUCGCGAUGGCGUGUCUGAUGGGCAAUUUAAGAAGGUGAAUCAUUUCGAAGUCAGCGCUAUACGCGCAGUAUGCAAAGAACUCCGGAUUCCAGCUAAAAUAACAUGCAUAAUUGUGGUCAAACGGCAUCAUACUCGUUUCUUCCCUACCAAACCUAGUGGUGAUAAAUGGAACAAUGUCUUACCCGGCACAGUUGUUGAUCAAAAAAUCGUUCACCCGAACGAAACACAGUUCUUUAUGGUAAGCCACCAGUCAAUUCAAGGGACCGCAAAGCCCACACGUUACAACGUUCUUGUGGAUGAUGCCAAAUUUACAAUGGAUGAAUUGCAAAUGAUGACCAAUAAUUUGUGUUAUAUGUUUCCACGUUGUAAUCGUGCAGUUUCUUAUCCAGCACCUGCUUACCUUGCGCAUUUGGUUGCAGCACGUGGCCGUGUUUAUAUUGACGGACCCCCUCUAAGGCGUGCUCUUCGUGAAGAAUAUAAUAAACGACUCAUUAAUCAAUCCUUUAUGCAAAAUACACCAAUGUUUUUUGUAUAAAAAUAUGAUUCCAUAUAUAUAUACAUACUUAUAUCCAUCACCAAGCUGAUUAUCUUAAAUACAAUUUUUUUUUCUAACAUACAUACUAGAGCUUUUGGUAUUCGACUAAUCGGCCAACCGAAUAGGGCAUUAUUCGAAUAAUAAUAUUCGGUUUGCACUAUUCGGAUAGUCGUAAGUUGUGGAUUAUUCGAUUAACCGUUCGUUGUCGACUAUUCGAAUAGUAAGCGUUCAUUCAAAAGAACAAAAAUCAAAUUCGAAUAAUCGAAAUUCCGGUUAUUCGAAUAAUUUCAAGAGCCCUAAUACAUACAUAUAUAAAUGAGUAUCUAAAGGAUUAAAAUAUUAUAUCAAAUGUUGUCCUCGAAGAAUGACAAACAUGUUUAUUAUUCAGCAUUUUUAAAUCAACUUAUACGCAAUUUAAAUAAAAAAUAUUAUACGUAUAUUAUUUGUUUUCUAACCUAAGUACCUGGAAUAAAAUUGACAGUACUUUA
Molecule: messenger RNA, 3966 nt
Organism: Bactrocera oleae (olive fruit fly)
Lineage: Eukaryota; Metazoa; Arthropoda; Insecta; Diptera; Tephritidae
Source: RefSeq, a predicted model, not a curated record